Laccaria bicolor S238N-H82 is the source of this 1748-nucleotide messenger RNA. RefSeq lists its product as uncharacterized. The transcript is spliced from 11 exons. Gene Ontology annotation, molecular function: protein binding; protein kinase activity; ATP binding. The record is from RefSeq and is a predicted model, not a curated record. Gene Ontology annotation, biological process: protein phosphorylation. Bases 18 to 1748 code for a protein of 576 amino acids. Lineage: Eukaryota; Fungi; Basidiomycota; Agaricomycetes; Agaricales; Hydnangiaceae.
CACCGGCCUACUUCACCAUGGACGACUACACUAACCCAUCCGCAGAGUACGAAGGGGACGAAGGGGAAGAAGAAGAAAACGCGUACGACUCUGAGGACGCUGAAGACCAAACCCAAACUCAAUCGACGCAGCAAGCUUCUCAGCCGAUUGCUACUGCUGCCGAUUCGCACUUGUGGGGCUAUCUUCAACCAUGCAGCUCUUCUCUUACUCGGAUCGACUUUUGGAAAAUUCAUCCUCGAUACUCGAUUGGGAGGAACACGGAAGUGAACCAGGUCGUUCUGCCUGGGUUCAAAGUUAGUAACCAACACUGUGUGAUCAAAUGGGAUGGCGAAGGGAACAGCAACGUUGUUGUUCACGAUCUUUCCAGUAAUGGUACAUUCAUAAACAAUACCAAGAUUGGGAAGGGCCAGUCUAGGAUUCUUCGGGAAGGCAAUGAGAUCGCCUUUGGAACUUCCGUCCCACAACCUCAUAACAAUGGUCUCGAAGAUUAUCGUUUUGUCUAUCGUCACACAGCCAAUGGCCCACCUACAGAGGGCCUCUAUGCCUACUACGACCUCAGCAAUGAGUUGGGCAAAGGAUCCUUCGCAACUGUCAUGAAGGCGAUGUCACGGACAACUGGCGAAUGGUUUGCUGUGAAAAUGAUCCACGGAAACAGGAAUGACCAUCACGUCACGAGGAGCACCUCUUUUACCAGAGAGAUCACCGUUAUGGAGCAACUCAAGCAUCCUAAUAUCUGCGAACUCAAAGAGGUUUUUUACCAGGAGAACAACGACAUAAAUUUAGUACUGGAACUUGUUGAAGGUGGGGAUUUGCUUGAAUACAUCCUCAAGCACAACGGUGUGCCCGAAGUGGAUUCGAAACAUAUAGCAUAUCAGCUUUGCGAUGCACUCGCGUAUAUACACUCCAAGGGCAUCACCCAUCGCGAUUUAAAGCCUGAGAACGUACUUCUCACAAAGGACAGGCCUCCCAGAGUCAAAGUAGCCGAUUUUGGAUUGGCUAAAAUUGUUGACAGCGUUACCAUGUUACGGACGAUGUGUGGAACACCAAGUUAUCUAGCGCCAGAGGUUGUAAAACAAGAGAAUCAUCAAGGAUAUGAUAACCUCGUGGAUAGCUGGAGUGUGGGCGUUAUCAUUUUCUCUAUGUUAACCAACGCAGGCCCAUUCAUUGAAGAUGAAAAUCAACGUGACAUUCGAGCUCGAAUUGCCGGGCGCCACAUUGACUGGAGUAUUCUAGAGAAUGUUAACCCAAGCCCAGAAGCGCUAAGCUUUCUUCAUGCAUUAAUGCAAGAAGACCCACGUCGCCGAAUGUCUUUGAAGGAUGCUCUUGAGCACCCUUGGCUGCAAAGCUAUACGCCUGUUUAUACUAUGGACGAUAUAUCUCACACAUCGUCAUCUGUCACUGGUCAACAAUAUGGGGAGGCUGGUGUAACCAAUGACUUCAUUGGGCUGCAGAUCCAGCCAUCUGUGCCCAAAGCAAAAUCACGAGUCCUUCAACGUCGCAGUCAAGUUCUCUCCCAAGCGGCAGAAGACGACAAGAUUACACUCUCCGAACCGUCAUCCGAAAUGAUCGCGCAUGCGGUCGCUCAGGAGAGGUCUGCAGCCGGCCCCAUGACUAGAGGUGGACAAAAGCGCCUCCGCGGACAGUUAACCCCUCUCCUUGAGGAGAGUGCGGGUGGUUACUUGCCAUCAGGUGCUCCUGGAGCUUCUUCCAAGAGGGGAACCAAACGGCCCCGUCGGUCAAAUGUUUGA